Messenger RNA from Liolophura sinensis, 6110 nucleotides. Its product is annotated as kinesin-like protein KIF26B. Bases 213 to 5306 code for a protein of 1697 amino acids. The record is from RefSeq and is a predicted model, not a curated record. The transcript has 14 exons. Gene Ontology annotation, biological process: microtubule-based movement. Gene Ontology annotation, molecular function: microtubule binding; microtubule motor activity; ATP binding. NCBI's taxonomy places the organism in Eukaryota, Metazoa, Mollusca, Polyplacophora, Chitonida, Chitonidae.
ACAACAGGCCCAGUGUGAAUCUGCCCCACCCAUGAACAUCCCUGCCCUGGUAGGCUCCUGUAACUUCUCUCAAGUGCAGAGGAAUAACCCAGGGGCAAACUUCAACCACCCCAGGCAAAGCCGACAGACAAAGAUUCCUUACUCUUCCAAUUCAUCGUAUGUGACUCCCUCGGCUCCUAUCGCAGCUCAAGCCCAGGCGUACCUGGAGCAGAAUGUUCGCAGCAUGGAUCAGUCCAAAACGAUGUGCUCACAUACCAGCUAAUAAAGGUGCUAGUACAGGUCAGGUGAGCUCUAUAGAAGCUAUGAACACAAUAGUGAUGGACCAGUACCUCAACAACAGCCUGUGCUCCAGUGCUUCUCGCUCACAGUUACCAACCCCUGUGCCUUACCCCCACCAGUACCCCUCUGGUGUUGCCUCCCCGCCCAGCCUAUCCGGCUCCACCUCCUCCAGUCCCUCUGCAGCAGCGUCCUUCUUUGCAAGAGCUGCACAGAAACUCAGCAUUUCUUCCAAGAGGAAAAAGAAGCAUCAUCCGCCCGAACCAGAACUGCCGUCUUUCCCUACAAACUUUAGUGAAAUCCUUCGUCUGUCUUCCCCUCCAGCGCCACCAUGUUUGAUGCGAGGGGCCGGACGCUUGCAGACUCCAGGUGCUGGCAAGGUAAAGGUAAUGCUCCGAAUCUGUCCCUCCACAUACUCCGAGCAGAGCGCCUCUUUCCUGUCCGUCGACCCCCGUAAGAAACAAGUGACCGUUUAUGACCCGUCCCACUGUGGGUAUGCGUCAGCCAGUCAGCGCCGCACAGGUGUGCCCGCACCCAAAAUGUUUGCCUUUGAUGCAGUCUUCUGUCCAGAUGACUCUGUGACGGAGAUCUGUUCCAGUAGUCUGACUGAGAUUGUACAAGCUGUAGUCAAUGGUGCUGAUGGCUGCCUCUUCUCCUAUGGCCAUGCUCGCUUUGGCAAGUCCCAGACCAUUGUUGGGCGUGACCAGUCCACCUCUACCCUUGGCGUGAUCCCAUGUGCUAUCUCCUGGCUUUUCAAACUCAUCAAUGAACAGAAGGAGAAGACUGGAGCAAGGUUUUCUGUGCGAGUCUCGGCUGUGGAGGUGACAGGAAAACAGGAGAGUCUACGUGAUCUGCUGUCUGAUGUCGCACAAGGUCAGGAGACAGGUGUGUCCACAGCCCCUGGGGUGUACCUGCGAGAGGACCCAAUCUGUGGCACCCAGCUGGAAAACCAGAGUGAGCUGCGGGCCCCCACCGCCGAUAAAGCCGCGUUUUAUCUGGAUGCUGCGUUAGCGGCGCGCUCUAUACCAGAUUCUGAGGAGGAAGCCAAGUCUGCUCACUUGUUGUUCACCCUCCAUGUGUAUCAGUACAGAAUAGAAAAGUCCAGCAAGGCAGGACUCCCUGCAGUGGCUGGUGGGAGAAGUCGACUUCACCUGAUUGACCUAGGUAGUUGUUCCAAGUCAAAAGAACCAGGUGGUGUGGCGCUAAGCCUGUCAGCAUUAGGCAAUGUCAUCCUGGCUCUCCUCAAUGGACAGAGGCAUGUUCCACACAGGGACAGUAAGAUCGCCCAGUUGUUACGAGAUUCUCUUGGAAACUUGUCUUGUCGCACCUGUAUGAUUGCUCACGUCACCCCGUCUCUGUCACAUCACAAUGAGAGCUUACAAGUGAUUCAGUUAGCAGCUCGCAUCCACAGAAUGAGGCGACGCAAGAACAAGUUCUCAAGCACAAGUUCAGAAGAAAGUUCGUGUGAAGAGAAUGGGCGUUUGAGGCGAUAUGGGGUGCGAGGUUUUCGCAAGAUGGGCACAUUGCGGGAGGAUGUGGCCAUGUCACACUCUGAUCCUGAUUACACAUCUAGCAGUGAGCAGUCCUGUGACACUGUUAUUUACAUGGGAUCAAAUGGACAGUCACUGAGUGACCGAGAACUUACAGACGGAGAAGGACCUCCCAGACAUGUCCCUAGAACUAACCCCCGUUUACCUUCCAAAUCCCCACGCAGGACUAGCGGGUCAAAGUCCUCAGGGGAUGAGGGCUCAAAUUCCGACAGUCGGUCUUCCUACUCUUCAUUUUCUCAGGGAGAGAGGGGACGUUUCACAAGGGAUGAUUCUCUAAUCAAAAUUGGUGCUGUACCUCGGCUUCCCCACCGAUCUAAUGCAACAAAAACAUCAACAGGUGCUCACACAUUAUCCAUUCCCUCACCACCCAUGUCACCACACGUCUCCAGCGAAACGCAGCAGAGGAAGGUUGGCAUCAGAACCACUGUGACAAAACCAAAGUGUCCAUCAGACAGUGAGGAUUCGUCCUCCUUGCAGUCAUUUGGCAUGAAGCCGGACAUGGCUCCAAACAUGCCAAGGACAAAUGGCAAUCUGUGGUACAGGGAGAAAGGAGAAAAUGGUCCUCUGGAAGGGGAGAAGUGGAUUGAUGGCCCUGGAGUGGAGAUUUACACCGAGACCUCUAGCUCAGAGAGGUGGGUGGAUGGUCCUGGGGCCUACAGGUCAGCAAAGAGCAGCAAGUCUGGUCGAUCAGAACACAGGAAACAUAAUAAAAAUCCAACAGUUUCUGCUGAUGAAAGAUGGGUUGAUGGACCCACAGAAAUGGUUGUAAGACAGGGUGUGGUGAAGCCACCAUCAUCAACUGGGCCAUCUGAACCUGCCCCCAAGAAACACGAAAAUAAAUUUGGGCCUUCUCAGUCACGGAGGGCUGCUAGUGAGAAAUUAGCGAAGUGCAGUGUAACAACAAGGCCUUCUGCUUCGCUUAAACAUGUUGUAGGCGACCAAGAAAGGCCGACAAGUAUGGCAAGUGUUGAUAGCAAUGUUUCUUUGAAAGUGCAAACAGGAGAUACCAGGCCUGUCAGUUCACAAGAUGUGACCGGGAGUUUGAAGGAAGUUUCUUCUGUCAAAGUUGGUGGUGAGGAAUCGGGGCCAGGUGUGAAGCCAUUUGUGCGAGACUGGGUGGAGAGACACGCCAUAACACCAGACUGUGUUACACCAAAAUCAGACACGAUGCACAGCAAAAUGAAAAGGGACCAUUCUCUGGAACCUUCAACUUUAGCAAAACAUGGAACAAUUGAAAGGUCCCACAAGGGCAAGUUGUCUGGACAUUCCCCUCAGCAGUCACCUGGUGGUUCUCCGAUCAGCUCGAGAAAGUCACGGACUAGUCGACCUCAUCUGCAAAAGGCCGAUCUGUCCACAUUGUCCAGUCAGUCGACCAGAGUAGCUGAUUGGGUAAAGUCAGUGUCAGGGACAAAUGGUGUGUCAAGUCAGUCACAACCGAAAGACUCAUCAGCUGAUUUUAGAAGUCAACAAUGUACAACAAAGUCCUCCAGUGCAGGACUGGAGAAUGAUCUGUGUAAAGUAGCUGGGGAUAUGGAUGGUGUCAGGGUCCGCAUUGAUGGAAAAGACAUAGCCUGUGAUUUAUCGACGCAAAGCUCAAGUGAUAUUCUUGAGACAGACAGCCCAACAUCUCACCUGUUAAACAGAGAGUCAAUGUAUGAAGUGCAAUUUGAUGAACAAAUAGAAGUAUUGAAGCAUGAUGAUGAAACCUUUAGCAGUGUGUCUGGGACGAAAGAACCAGAAAUCACUGAUAGGCAUUGUGAAUUGGCAGCAGCAAUGUGUGCAUUUGGGGACCGUAGUUUACAGGACCAGUUGCCAUCUCUAGCUACUUGUCUGGAAAUGUCAAAAGAUGCAGAUCUGGACAACUUAGAUACAGAGGGUGAUAUUAAUCUGUGUCCACCAUCUGUGUCUGUUAGCAACAAAGCAAGACUCAGAUGUCCGGAUGGAGCUUCUAAUCCUAAUUUAUCUUUAAGUUCAUGCGGGGAACAUGAAGGAUCACCAAACAAGGAUGUCAUAGCAGUGGAACUGGUCAAAACGAACACUCUUUCCCCAAAUAGAUCAAUAUAUGCAAAUGUAGAUAUGGACUGUUCUCCUGCUGGUUUGCAAGCAGAGCAAGCUUUACUUCUCAAUGAGUCUCGGUCUGCUGAUGGACAAGCCGAUUGUAGUGUUAUAAUAGAAACAAAUGAAGCUUCUGACAAGGAGAUCCAACAACCUUUUCUAGGUGAUGAAGACAAUCUGGCGUCCAAUAAUGACGCAUGUAAACCACCUAUCCCACAGAAGCCAUCCUGCAAAAGUAAACCCAGCGCACUGCCCAAAUUUUUUUCUGGAUCUUCGAAGGGUCAGGGCAGGUCUGCCUCGUCAUCCCCAGCAAGAGGGACACGUGAUGAAAAAGCUCCUCUCCUGUCCAAAUCCAAUGCAGUUACCCAAAACAACAAGUCAGUUGGACACAAUGGCAGAUCGAGAGACAAAGAUAAAUCUAACAAGUCCUCUUCACAACGAUCUGGCUCUCAGCCUGCCGUCAGUAGCCCCACAGGCUCCAACUCAAACAGAUCGUCCAGGUCAAAUAAAUCUCAAUCUCCAAACCGUAGCAAACUUCCAAUAUUUUCUAGAAAGGACAGCAAAGAGUCCAAGACCAGCGGCAAAUCUUCGCACAAGUCUUUUGGGUUUUCCAGAAAGGACAAAGACAAGAGUGGCUCCAGUAAGGCUGGAAAUGUUCGUCUUGGUGAACUGACUAGCCAUAAAGCCAAAGGUACAGAUUCAGACAGUGGAAACGAUAGCGGAAUAGUGGCAAAUGAAAGGAAGAAGCUCCUCUCACCCUAUGCAACUGUUACUCAACCAAGGACGCCAAGUCACUCCAGCAGUGGUCAUGGGAGUGAUAACAGCAGUGUCAUCAGUUCGGACAUACUCUCCAAGACACACCUGGAAAAACUGCAAUGUGGAGCCAGCAGUGGCUAUGAGAGUAUGCUGAGAGACAGCGAAGCGACAGGUACUUCCUCUUCCACUCACGAAGAUACAGCUAGUGAGAGUUCUGGGGAUAGGACAAAGGGCUUCAAGGGAAAUAAGAAACGACCGUCCAGUACCCGUAGAAGCAGGUCAGCUCCAGCUCGAUCACCGGAGAGCCCGUCCCCGAACAAGAGAGAUAGCCCUGAUGGCAAUGCUAAAACUUCUAGUCCUUCCUCCAAGGCUUGGGUAGAUACACGUCACAUCAAGAAGUACAAGGAAGAGCCGUUCCAGAUCCAGGCCUACGGCAUGACGGACAUCGAGAGGAUGCAAAAAUGGCGGUCAGAAGAAGGAGAGCCUCUGACUUCCAUUGAGGAGAGAACAGAGAGGAUUCGGGAGUUACUGGGUACGCAAAACGAGUUGAAACAGGAGUUGUCGACCGCCAAGGACACUCUUUUAGUUGAUAGAAGCACGUGGAGUUUUGACUGUAAGUUGUUGCUGUGUUUCUCGUGUAAAUCACGAAAAAACGAGACGAAGUCUUGAGGCCGAUGGAUAUACGGCACACGGCUCACGGCACCAGUUUUCUCCUUGCCCCAGUACCUACCCGCAUGCCCUGUGUCAGCUCACCACCCGAGAUCCUUGGAUGUGCUUCCGUUAAUGACGUGCUUCUCUUCCGUUCCGUUUAUGACGUUGGUUUCUCUUCCAUUCAUGACGUGGUUCUCUUCCGUGCUACCUGCUGGUGCGCUCGCCCAACUCGCCUCCUGUACAUAUACAUGUUGUGACUGAGGACGCACGCCGUUGUUGUACCACCGAUCCAUGUGAUUUAUCAUUUGCCACUGUGAGCGUGUAUGGUUUUCGCUGUAUAGUUGAUGUCGCCUUGUCAACAUCCUUCAGUUUUGAUUCUCUGAGUUAUUUUGCCAUCCUAAUGUGCUCCUCCUCAGUGUUACACCGGACUAGUAGAGCGUGGACUCGUGGGCCCAGUGCUGCCUGGGUAAUCUCGGACUGUUUACACUGUGGAAGUGGUUUGGAUGUUGUGGUGGAAAUAAUGGUGAUUUCUUUAUGUAGUCCUUUCAUUUUGCUUGACCAUGUUGACGACGCUUUUCCAUGUGGAGGUGACCUAGACUAGGACUUCGAGCAGAAACCAUUGAUAGUAUUCCCUACCAAGAAAAAACAUUUCCAUCAGUCGCCCAACAUGGAUGUCGACAUAGCGUUUGCUGCUGACAAAUAUAAUGAAAACAAUAUAUUUUUCGUAUUAUUUUACCUCGAUUUGAUAAUUCAUGCCAGUUUUUGUACACACGAUAUUGUCAUUGUAAUGUUCACUCAGUUGCUAGGUUAACACUGAUCACC